Molecule: messenger RNA, 528 nt
Organism: Rangifer tarandus platyrhynchus (Svalbard reindeer)
Lineage: Eukaryota; Metazoa; Chordata; Mammalia; Artiodactyla; Cervidae
Source: the annotation of a GenBank genome assembly
AUGCUGCCUUCCCUGGGCCUCCCCAGACUGUCCUGGAUGCUGCUCUUCUGCCUAAUGCUCCUGUCUCAGGUCCAAGGGGAAAAUUCCCAAAAGGAACUGCCCUCUGCACGGAUCAGCUGUCCCACCGGUUCCAUGGCCUAUAGGUCUUACUGCUAUGCCUUGUUUAAAACACCCAAAACCUGGAUGGAUGCAGAUAUUGCCUGCCAGAAAAGACCCUCUGGACAUCUUGUGUCUCUGCUCAGUGGGGCUGAGGACUCCUUCGUGGCCUCCUUGGUUAAGAACAACUUGAAUACCCAAUCAGACAUCUGGAUUGGGCUCCAUGACCCCACAGAGGGCUCUGAGCCCAAUGCUGGCGGAUGGGAAUGGAUUAGCACUGACGUGCUCAAUUAUGUUGCCUGGGAUACAGAUCCUGCUGCCAUCUCAAGCCCUGGCUACUGUGGGAGUCUCUCAAGCAGCUCAGGAUAUCUCAAGUGGAUAGAUCAUAACUGUUAUUUGAAAUUACCCUAUGUCUGCAAGUUCAAGGACUAG